AUGGCUACCACGGCGACAGCACCAAUAGCCAUAGAGUUUUCGGCUCCGCCAUCGCCUGUAAAUGAUGCGCCGGCCUAUUCCGAGUCGGCCGCCGAGCCGGGACAGCAGCUUACGCAAGUGCUGACAUCCUCCUCUCGGCGCUCAUCCGCCUCGUCCGUACCGUCCCGCCCGUCGCUCACCCGCCGGACAUCGCUUGAGGAGGACUACUUCUACCGCGAGGUCAUGACCGUCGAGAAACGGCCCACCGAGCCGCCGCCGUCGUACGAGACGACCAUGAAGAAGAUCCGGCGAAAAGAACGACAAGAAGCUGCUGCGGCGGCAGCAGCCAUGGCUGCAGAAACAACAACGGCGGUGGCAGCCGAGGCAGCAGCGGCCAGCAAGAGCGACGUGUCGGAAACGACGCCGCCCUCGCCAACACCGGUUCUGUCCUCGACAAAGGGCAAGGAAACGGCUUCCUCUCGUCCCACGGCCUCCAAGUCCAAGUCCAAGUCCAGGUCCAAGUCUGCGCCUGCGCCUGCGCCCCUUUCCAACUCUGGCGCCGUUCACACCAACACACCCGAUGACGUCCUGCCUCCCUACUCCUGUGACAUUCACAUCGAAGGCGUCUUUCAGCGCAAGAUGGAAAUUGAGAAUGCCACCAAGCGAGCCGAGGAUCGUCGCUGGGCUACGUCCUACGUGGUUCUGCACGGCACCUCUCUCGAGAUCCACCAGUGCCGCAAGGACCGCAGCUGGGCCGGCCGCACGACCCGUACGGGACCGGGUGUGUCGCCCGACCGCCCGCCAUGGAUGCACAAAGCCGGACUGGAGAGACGAUAUAACCUGUCGUACGCCGACGUCGGCAUUGCGGCCGACUAUGUAAAGCGCCGCUACGUGAUUCGUGUCCGCGCCGAGACAGAUCAGUUCCUGCUAUCGUGUGUGGAGCUGGAGACCUUUAUUCAGUGGCUCGAUGCCCUUUUCGCGGCGCUCAGCAUUGCUGCGCCGAUUGACGAGCGUGACUUUCCCCGCGAUCAGAGCAUCCCGCGCCUGCAACGUAUUCGCUGGUACCGCGGCCGCGACCGCGAGGCGGAAGCCAACCAGGAUCGCGAACGGGGCGAGGAUCGUGAGCGGGAAAGCGAACGGGAGACCGAUCAAGAGAGUGACCGCGACAGUGACCGCGACGGUGGCCGCGAAAACAGACAACAGCUGGUCGGCGGCAGCGCCAGCGGUGACAGCAGUGCUGACGACGAGGCUGCUGAUGUGAUUAGCGCACUGCCCUCGCCUUCGCUGUCGCGGCCCAUCUCGCCCACGAGGCUACCGUCCAAGUCCGUGCGUACGGGACAGUCGCUAGCUGCGGCAGCUGCUGCCGUACUUGAGGAAGAGUCCCGUCGGGUUACGGGCGCCGCCCCCAUCACGGCUGCCGACGCGGCUGCCUCCGCUCCGCGAGUUGGUUUGGGAUCGACCAACGCCUCGUCCAUCUCGCUGGCUACCGCGUCGUCUGCGUCGACUGUCGCCGGUCCGUCCACGGCGCCGCUGCACAACUUGACUGCGCAACAACAGGCCGCCUCCCGGGCCAUGCUGUCGCAGGGGAACCCAGUCCCUGACAACAAUCUCCAAGGCAAGAAUGGUGGCACCGGCGGUCGGUUCUCACUCCGUUCGAUUCGUUCGCGAUUCAACCUUGGUGGCGGCCCAGGCGGCGGCGGCAGCAGCAGCAGCAGCAACAGCAACAGCAACAACACGAACAGCGCCGGACGGAUGAUGAAUGCACCGGCUGGCUUCCGCCACCACGCGGUUGACGCGACGACAGGCAAGUGGCAGCCGAGCCACCGCUGGACCAAGACGCACGACAUGGUGUAUGCAAAGCUGUGCUACGCGACGCUGCUGUUCCGCAGCCCGCGCAAGUCCAACUACAUUGUGAUGCGCGGCAAGCAGUGGCUGGUGGACUGGAGCACGGGCAACAUGGUGCGCGUGAGCCCGCCGCGCUACGGCGAGAUUGAGACGCAGCCUGGCCCGUUCCAGGUGCUUCGGACGGAGAACACCAGAAUCUAG
This is a messenger RNA of Sporothrix brasiliensis 5110, 2025 nucleotides long. Its product is annotated as spectrin beta. The coding region runs from base 1 to 2025 and encodes 674 amino acids. Lineage: Eukaryota; Fungi; Ascomycota; Sordariomycetes; Ophiostomatales; Ophiostomataceae. The record is from RefSeq and is a predicted model, not a curated record. The transcript is spliced from 2 exons.